AUGAAAGAAAAAACAAAGAUACACGAACUGUUCAGCUUGGCGGCCGAACGAAACACAUUUCUUAAGAUUUGUGCUCCGAUGGUAAGAUACAGCAAAUUAGAGUUUCGCAGUCUAGUUCGUACAUAUGGUACCGACUUAGCCUUUACCAGCAUGAUUAUGGCUGAUUCUUUUUGUAAGAGCGAAAAAGCCCGUCUCAAUGAGUUCACCACAAACAAAGAUGACACACCGCUAAUAGCCCAAUUUGCAGCUAAUAAUACAAUUGAUUUUUGGUCCGCCAGCGAGAUGGUUUUCCCUUAUGUCGACGGUGUUGAUCUCAACUGUGGCUGUCCUCAGCGCUGGGCGAUGGCCGAAGGGUACGGAAGUGCGCUGUUGAAAACUCCCGAACUAAUAGCCGACAUGCUAGGUACGGUGCGCCGCAACAUCCCAGGGCCGUUUAGCGUUUCGGUUAAGGUGCGGUUGCUUUCUAGCUCGAACCAUAAACACACAGUUGAUAUGUGCCGUCAGCUGGAAGCCACCGGCAUUACAUUCCUUACCGUGCACGGUCGAACAGCGGCCGAGAUGACGAAGGUACCGGUACAUAGGGAAGCGCUGCAGGAAAUUAAGCAAUCCCUUACCAUCCCCAUGGUUGCCAAUGGUGAUAUUUUCACGCUGGACGAUGCAGAACAAAUGUACUCCCAAACAAAGUGCGACGGCGUCAUGGUAGCCCGUGGCAUACUUUCCAACCCGGCCCUAUUUUCGGGCCACAAAAGCACGCCGGUAGAGUGUGUAAAACGAUGGUUGAACAUUUGCCAGCAAGCCGAUACCGACAUAACGUACCAAUGCAUGCACCAUCACUUUUCGUUUAUGACCGAAUCGCUUCUUACCAAGCGAUUACGCUUACAGCUAAAUAAUCUGUCCAAGGAGAAGCAAAACGUCUACGAAUUCGUCAGAACGCAUUUGUCGUUAGAUGAUGUUGUUGACGAUACGUUUAUGUAUGAUUACCCACCAAAGGUAAGUUGCUUCUAUAACGAUCAAAACUAUCACAAAAGGGCAACGGAACAUGGCGCAAAGAGUAAUAUUACUGCGAAUGGUUGUGUAUACGACCCGGAAGCGUCGGAUGGUAACUUUUUUCGGAGCAAACUAGAUAAUACACAGUCUACGGAUGAUGAAGAGGAAGAUAUUGAUGGAGUUAGCUUUUUGUUCGACGAGUGA
Messenger RNA from Anopheles marshallii, 1191 nucleotides. RefSeq names its product tRNA-dihydrouridine(20a/20b) synthase [NAD(P)+]-like (gene Dus4). The coding region runs from base 1 to 1191 and encodes 396 amino acids. Gene Ontology annotation, molecular function: flavin adenine dinucleotide binding; tRNA dihydrouridine synthase activity. The record is from RefSeq and is a predicted model, not a curated record. The transcript is spliced from 5 exons. NCBI's taxonomy places the organism in Eukaryota, Metazoa, Arthropoda, Insecta, Diptera, Culicidae. Gene Ontology annotation, biological process: tRNA processing.